Lachancea meyersii CBS 8951 is the source of this 843-nucleotide messenger RNA. The record is from the annotation of a GenBank genome assembly. NCBI's taxonomy places the organism in Eukaryota, Fungi, Ascomycota, Saccharomycetes, Saccharomycetales, Saccharomycetaceae.
AUGUUGCAGGAAUUUAUAAAGAGCCAGUGUCUGGUGCUUCAACUCAAGCUUGCGUUUAAAAGUGCUUCGGUUCCCAAUGAGGCUUUAGUCCAUAAAGCACUCACAACAGAGCUUCAGAGCCUGGGCAACGUCCUGUAUUCGAGAUCCAACGCAUCUGUUUGGCAAAAGACCCUGAAGCGAACGGAACCCAAAAUCGAUUUGAUCAUAUCAAGCAAUAACCUGGAUGCGCUAUCCACAGUUCUUUUCAACCUGAGAGGUUUUACGGUUCCGGCACUCGACUUCGAUACAAAUGUGUUACAGCCUGAUCCGCCUCUGUCGCUCAAGGAAUCCCAAACGUUGCAAGAGCUGUGCGAAAAGCUGCGAUCGGUCUGGUCUCAAAACGCCCAUCGUCGGAAGUCGCAAUCCCGAGACCUGGCACCCUUUGCAUCUCUCGGACCUUGGACCUUCAAAAGCACUCCAGUCAGCCACAUUCAAACAUCAGCCGCGACAACUUUGAGGGCUCCAACUAUCUUGCCAGUGGACGAACAAUCGCAUAAGCAGCUCCAUGGAAGUCGAUUUUUCGAUUUCAGCAGGUGGCAGCCCCCGCGCGGGAACGGUGCCAACUUGAGCAGCGAGCACCAAGUAGAUGGUUUUUUCGAUUUCGCAAAGGCACAGCUGGCUGCUGACAGGCGACAUGUCCAUCUAGAACCCAUUUUAUACUCGGAUUUCGAAUCCCUCCCCCGAGAGCUCCAAGACUGGCUGGAAGACCCCGAUGAGGCCUCUACAAAUUCUGAAGCAGAAUCGGAGGAUGAUUCUAGACGUCUCGAUUUCUUACUACGCGGAUUUAAGGGGUUUGAACGAUGA